This is a messenger RNA of Ictidomys tridecemlineatus (thirteen-lined ground squirrel), 2211 nucleotides long. The record is from RefSeq and is a predicted model, not a curated record. NCBI's taxonomy places the organism in Eukaryota, Metazoa, Chordata, Mammalia, Rodentia, Sciuridae.
CACUCUGGACUUGCCCUGCUCUCAGAGCCUGCGGUUCCAGAAAUGCCUGAGGCUGCUCUGCCAUGAGCCCUGGAAUUUUAUGAAACGACCACCCAAGAGCCAGCAGGAAGGUUAAACACACAGGUUGGAUUUUAACACAGAUGUGUGUCUGGAUCCAGUUGAAUGAAAAGGAUGGUAACCCUGAUGUACCCAUGCCUAAACCCCACCUUCCUUCCAGAGGAUAGGCAUUCCCAGGACUGGCUCCUCACCUGUCCCACUGUGGACCCACAGAAAACAGCUCUGCAGUACCCACUCCACACCUCCACCAAUCCCCUGCGUGCCCAGGAGGACACAAGCCUGGGUCCCUGCUCUGCUCCUGCUCCAACAUCUUUCAGGUGCUCCUUUCACUUGAUCGGGCACCUAUUUGAUCCCUUGACUGGGAUUCUACCUCCCAGUUCUUUUCCCAUGGACCACACAUCUCAAUAGACACCUCCAGCAUGGCCCACGUCCCCUUCCCCUCUUUUUCUGAGUGAUCAGUUUUGCUCAUUCACAUGCAAGGCUGGCCCACCAGCCAAGUUCAAUUGCUCAAUUGUCCUGUUUAUCCUGGAGCCAAGAUGGAGCUUGGUAGGCAAGUGGGAUCCCAGGCCUGGCUGGCCUGAGGUGUUUCCAGAUGUGAAGGGCCCAGGGACUCAAGAGGGGAACAUCACAGAUGAGCCCACUGGGGCUGUGUCUCAGCAGGGAAGGAAGAGCAAUGAGCUGCAUGUUAAGAGUUAGGAUGGGCAGGGCAGCUAGUGCACGGCCGAUGGGAGAGGACUUGACUAGCAUGCAAGAGACCCUGGGUUCCACCCUCAGCACCACAGAAAAUACAAAAAAAAAGGAAAAACAAACAAAAAAGGAACAGGCAGACCCUGCAGGAAUUUCUCAACUGCUGAAGAAAUCACUAGAAUCACUGGGAGAGCUUCCAAAUCUGGGUAUCUGGACUCCAACCCCUGAUAUUGCUAACAUUACUCUGGGCUGUGAGAAGGCACUGGGGCAGUGUUCUGCAAGUAAUAAGAAGGUGCAGCCUGAGCUGUGAACCAUGGCACUGGAGUUAAACCUUCCUUCCAAUCCCAGCUCCCCACUUAGUAGUUUAGAGAAGCUGGGCAAAUCACAGGACACCCUGCAGCCUCAGUGUCCUCAUCUCAAAGCAACAAUCCAGCAAAUGCUGUUUUGUGAAAGGAUUCAGAGAAGCAGAGCAGGCGCUGGUCCCUGACUCAGCAGCAUGGAGCUGGUCCAGGACACCUUCCGUUCUCCACUGGUCAAGGUGAAGGGGGUCCCACUCAUCAAGUACUUUGCAGAGAUGGUGGGACCAAUUCAGAGCUUCCAGGCUUGGCCUGAUGAUGUGCUCAUCAGCACCUACCCCAAGUCUGGCACCACUUGGUUGAGCGAGAUACUGGAGAUGAUCUAUCAGGGUGGUGACCUACAGAAGUGUCACCGGGCACCGAUCUACAUGCGUGUACCCUUCCUUGAGUUCAACGGCCCAGGGGCUCCCUCAGGUCUGGAAAUUCUGAAAGAUACACCUGCCCCUCGGCUCCUCAAGACACACUUGCCCCUGGACCUGAUUCCCCAGAGUCUGUUGGAUCAGAAGGUCAAGGUGAUCUAUGUUGCCCGCAAUGCAAAGGAUGUGGCUGUCUCCUAUUACCACUUCUACAAAAUGGCCAAGGGGCACCCUGACCCUGGCACCUGGGACAGCUUCCUGGAGAAGUUCAUGGAUGGACAAGUGUCCUAUGGGUCGUGGUACCAGCACGUGCAGGAGUGGUGGGAGCUGAGCCGCACCCACCCUGUGCUCUACCUCUUCUAUGAAGACCUGAAGGAGAACCCCAAAAGUGAGAUUAGAAAGAUCCUGGAGUUUCUGGGGCAUUCUGUGUCAGAGGAGACCGUGGAUCACAUCGUCCAGCACACAUCCUUCAAGGAGAUGAAGAAGAAUCCCAUGACUAACUACACCACCAUACCAACUGAGUUCAUGGACCAAAACAUUUCUCCCUUCAUGAGGAAAGGCAUCGUGGGGGACUGGAAAUCUGCCUUCACUGUGGCCCAGAAUGAGCGCUUUGAUGCCCACUAUGCUAAGAAGAUGGCAGGCUACAAGCUCAACUUCCGCUGGCAGCUCUGAGUUGUGUCAUGGGGAGCCACUGCAGGGGGAGCACGGGCACAAGCCUGACCUAUGACCUCAGGAAUAAAAUAUGAUGUGUCCAA